Molecule: messenger RNA, 5380 nt
Organism: Gadus chalcogrammus (walleye pollock)
Lineage: Eukaryota; Metazoa; Chordata; Actinopteri; Gadiformes; Gadidae
Product: guanine nucleotide-binding protein subunit alpha-14-like
Exons: 7
Coding region: 2677-3741 (354 amino acids)
Biological process (GO): action potential; adenylate cyclase-modulating G protein-coupled receptor signaling pathway; phospholipase C-activating dopamine receptor signaling pathway
Cellular component (GO): heterotrimeric G-protein complex
Molecular function (GO): GTPase activity; guanyl nucleotide binding; G-protein beta/gamma-subunit complex binding
Source: RefSeq, a predicted model, not a curated record
CUGUCGGGUGGUCUGCCUGCUGGAGUCAGUAGGACUGAUGCCUCACAGCUUGAACGCACGGUGCUCCUUUCCUUUUUCCUGCCUUCUUUGUUUCUUUUUUUUUGUACAACAAAAUAAGACGUCUCGAUUCUGCUCCUCAUUCCUGCCGACCGUCCGUCCUGUUACUCAGUAAUGCAUUCCGAAGCAGCCACGCUGUGGGCAUUGCUACUCCAACUGCCUAACAGAAGAAAAGAGAUGGCCUACUAUAACGGAACGCGCCCCGACGCAGGAACGUUUGGCCUGUAUCUUGAUAUUAUAGGUAUAAACUGUGAUUUUUAAAUUAUUAUUAUUGUUUUUUUUUGCUGUUGGUUUGAUAUUGAUUGAAGUUCAUCAUUAUUAUUUUAUUGUAUUAACUUUGGGUACCGCAAGUGAAAAAAGAAAAACCUAACGCCGCGUGCAGCAAAGCAUUCGGAUUGGCUAUCCCUCGGACGAAGGCUCGUUCAAACUGAAGCCGCGGUUUGGGACCGAAUGUCACGUCAGCAAUGGCUUGGUUCGUAGGCCUACAGCUCAACGUGUGGAAGAAAAUGUCGUUCAUUGGUCGCCGUGAUUUUCAUGGGCUUUCCAUUCCACGCCAAAGCACUGAAAGCAUACACCUUGCGAGCAGUGAUCCAUGUUUUUUUGUUUUCAUUUAAGGGGGCGUUAAAAAAGUGACCAUUAAUAAUGAGAAUAUAUUUAGAAUUAUUUGUUCAAACUGUGCCACAUUAAUGCUUUAUUAUUAUGGUAAUAUGUUGAUAUUGCCAAUGCCAUACAACUCAAGCAGCAGAGUCGACCUUUGCGCUGUUUACUAUUGUAGUUAAGAUAAGAAGAUUAGAAAGUAUUGCAAAGAUAAUAAGCAGGGCUAAUUAAACGUGAGCAAACUGACCCACUCAACGGCAAACUGAUGCUUUUUAAAAAAAAAAUAUUCACAGCAGUCAACGAUGUAUUAACCCCACACACCUACACACAAGCAAACGCACACAAACACUGUCACACGCACACUGCCUGGACUCACCCACUCUCCAGCCAAUAGCCUGACCCCCACAGAGAGAGGGUCCACUGUAUAGGCACCCAGUCACAUUCCAGCUGUGUCUUUCUAAUUGUCUCAUGGCAGCCCAGCUGUGGGACGGUUCCAGUUCACUAGCAGUGAUUGUACAUUGGGUUAUAGGCAUAGCUACAUGUUAAGAAAAGGGCAAAGUGUUAACAUUUGUACCAAAGUGAGCCCUUCUCGUUUCAGUUUGGCACCGAUGGCUCUGACAGGCUAACACCCAAGUGAUUUUGAGUAUAUCGAUUUUUUGUAACUAUUCCCUAAAAUAUAGGCCUGGUAUCGAUAUUUCAUUGAGGCAUAGUGCAAUUAUGAAUGCUAUAAUCAUUGUACAUACAACUCUCUCUCUCUCUCUCUCUCUCUCUCUCUCUCUCUCUCUCUCUCUCUCUCUCUCUCUCUCUCUCUCUCUCUCUCUCUCUCUCUAUAUAUAUAUAUAUAUAUACAUAUAUACACAUGUGUUUAUAUAUGUAUAUAUAUAUAUACACAUAUAUGGCAGUAUCUUUGUUGGCUUAAUAAUGACCUUUUGGCAGACUGAAUGUGCAGUAUUGGAAAUAUGUAUCUAUGUGAUUGUGAAAGGGUUUCCUUUUUUUUCAAGAGGAGUAUGUACAUUUUGUGUUUGGUUGGUGUACUUUCCCAACAACAAUGUUCACUUUUAAAAACUAUAAAGACAACUAUUCUAAUCCAACAUCGUACAAAACCUGGUGAGCCUACAAUUACUUCUUGAAACCAUCAAUAUGAAAGCAUUAUAUAUUGUUCACAUAUAUGCUGAACUUCUGUACUUUCAUCACAGGAAGAAACACUUUUACAUCUACAGUGUAUUUUGUUUACUUUAUUUUACUAGUAAGUAAAACUGUUAAUUAUAUAGGUCUACACAGCUAUCAAUAAGUAUUUUCUUACUCAACUCUGAGACAUAAUAUGAAUAAAUGAAUAAAAGGCGAGGACAUAUUUCAAACUGCUGAAUUGCUUUGAGAAGCAAGACUAAUUCUGGGAGAUGUUUUGCCUACUGCCUACACCCCAUACAGUGAGACAUAAGUCAGUAUAACAAUUAAUUGUAUAACAUGCAUUAGGCCUAUCUUUCAAAAAACAGCCGAGGCCAGAUAAAGGCUGCAGUUUAAAGAAUGUUUGUUAAGCCUCUGUCAGUGAGGUGGGACGACAUCCUUUCAUGAAUCCCCACAGUGCCACUGCCUUGUAAACUUCCUCGUUUGUGUUUCCCCAGUUGGCACCGCCCUUCUAGGAAGAAAUUGAUAAAGUUCAGGAUGGACCAGCCCUCCACAGCAAGAUGCGUUCUGCAGUCAAACCUCUCCACCGGCCACAGCGCAUUUCUCCCUCUUUUGCGCAAAGGUUUCCAGAAGGACUAUAGGGUGAAGUAGAUGGAUCUUCAAUCAGUUUUUUCUUCAAACACUGGAAGUAACGUCAAGCAGACCUAAAGAUGCGCAAGGCGCACUCCGACUGAGACAAGGGUGUGUGAGUGCGUGUGUGUGUGCGUGCGUGCGUGUUUGGAACGAGGGGAGCGCAGAGGAGGCGCGAUUGGGUUCAUCAUCAAAUCUCCACAGUUUUGAGGCGCACGGGAGGACGACGUUGACGGGUCACCGGACAGAGACGUUCAUAGUUCAAACAUGGCCGGUUGUUGUUCAUCGAAUGAGGAUAAGGCGAAAAAGAGAAUCAAUGAGGAGAUUGAACGACAGCUGCGGAGAGACAAGAAGGAUUCCCGCAGGGAACUGAAACUGCUGCUGUUAGGCACAGGAGAGAGCGGCAAGAGCACCUUCAUCAAGCAGAUGAGGAUCAUCCAUGGAGGGGGCUUCUCCGAGGAUGACAAGAAGAGCUACGCUAAGCUGGUCUUCCAGAACAUCUUCACCUCCAUGCAGGCCAUGGUCCGCGCCAUGGAGCCGCUUGUCAUAGCCUUCACCGAGGGGGACAGCCAGGCCUAUGCCGACUCCGUGCUGGAGGUGGAGGUGGACAAGGUGGAGGAGUUCGACCAGACUCUCUCAGUGGCCAUCAAGAGCCUGUGGAAGGAUGGUGGGGUGCGGGGGUGCUACGACCGGCGCAGAGAAUACCAGCUCUCUGACUCCACCAAAUAUUAUCUUGACGAGCUGGAUCGCAUUGCAGACCCCUCAUAUAUACCAGACCUGCAGGACAUCGUCAGAGUGAGAGUGCCCACAACUGGUAUAAUAGAAUACCCCUUUGACAUGGAGAACGUCAUCUUCAGGAUGGUGGAUGUGGGAGGUCAGAGAUCAGAGAGGAGGAAGUGGAUCCACUGCUUUGAGAACGUCACCUCCAUCAUCUUCCUGGUGGCGCUCAGCGAGUACGACCAGGUCUUGGCAGAGUGCGACAAUGAGAACCGCAUGGAGGAGAGCAAGGCCUUGUUCAAGACCAUCAUCACCUACCCCUGGUUCCAGAAAUCCUCAGUCAUCCUCUUCCUCAACAAGACCGACAUCCUCACUGAGAAGAUACAGUACUCUCAUGUCGCUAACUACUUCCCUGAGUUCACAGGACCUCAGCAGGACCUGAAGGCGGCCCAGGAGUUCAUCCUGAAGAUGUACAUGGACGAGAACCCCGACAAGGAGAAGACGGUGUACUCCCACUUCACCUGCGCCACCGACACGGAGAACAUCCGCUUUGUGUUCGUGGUGGUUAAGGACACCAUCCUGAGACACAACCUGAAGGAGUUCAACCUGGUGUGAGGGUCCCUCAGAGGAGGCUAGGUCGGGACAGAAAGGACAGGAGAUGACAAGUCGAAUAGUCACAGUCGCAUUGUUGUUGUCGGAGGAGGAAUAGUCUUUUCGUUAUAAUAUGCGAUCCCUUCACAAUAAUACUUGACACUGUCAAGACUGCAUUUUUUGGGUAGAAGAAAUGCAUUUUCUUCUUGUUUUUAGAAUCAGAACGAAAUAUGAAUAAUCCUUGUAGGGAUCUACCGUAAGGAAUAAUUAACUUAUUAAUCGUCUGUGUGGACUAAAUAUCUACUUAAGUUAUGAUAAUUAAAAUGAAGGCCUGCCGUAGGAAGGUUCAAGCCAAUAGUGAAGAUGGUUUUGGAGUAGCUGAAUGCACUGCGCUGCAUUUUAUAAUAUGCAUAAAACAUGUUACAUUUCUAUCUACAAAUAAUGUAUAAAAAUAAUUUAUAAAAAUGUGAAACUCUGAAAUACUUUGCUCUGUCGCGAGUUACUCUGUUUUCCCCCAAGUGCCUUGUUUAUUCAAAACACACCUCCAUUUGAUUCUGUCCUUCUUAGACUCUACCAAGUUUAGCUACGACUACUCUUACGCCUCUUAAGGAUAGUUAUUUUUAUUUGGGAGGGAUGGUAAACUUUCCUGUUGUUCCUGUUAAAAGUAACUUUAUUAUAGACAUGAUAGUUUUUAAUAAAAAUAGUUGUUGUAAUGAAAAGCUGCAGUCUUUGUUUUGUUUCAAGGUGUAAACAGGUAAACAAACAUGCAUGAACAAAAAGCAGGAUUUACUUUAAACCCAUUUAUUAUUUUCAAAUGACAAAAUUCUUCAUUCAAUGCUAUAUUCUACAUUUAUGCAAUUGUUUCCCUUAAAGUUGAAUGACUAAGACAUAUUUAGACAUUGAUUUAGUGACACUAACACCAAAAGACCGAACCAAACUAUUAAAACAAGCCAGUGCAUAUAGCAGCCAAGGAAGAUAAUUGCAUUAGUUAUUCUGAAUAUUCUGUUACAGAUCCUCUUUAAAGAAUUCUAGAAUUGUGGUAUAAAACAUAAAAAUCACAAUAUUAGAAUAAGCAUUUCUGUUGGAUUUGUACACACAUUGCAUUAUCCUAGAUAAAUAUACACGGUUGAUAAAAUAUAUAAAAAAAUAACAUGCAUCUGUUAACAGACAGCGCAGCGAUGUUUGGCAAUGAGUGCUUUCUUUUUGAAUUAGAAUGACAAGUUUCUUUUACGAUAAUGUGUGCAAGAUCUACUAACAUACAGCGUUAAACCUGCAUGUGUUCAAGUUCAAUUAUCCCAAAACCCAUUCAUCAAUCGCUAAACAUUUUGUUUGUGCAUUCCACUCUAACUUUUCCAAUGAACAAUCAAAUAAAUGUGUUACUUGAACCAGCCUAUGGUGUCUGCUUAAUGGUAAACACUGUUCAAACGUAGCAGUAGCAAAUUAUCACAAAGACAACACUAAUGUAUUUUAGAGUUUUUUGUAUAAUAGACACCUGUGAUUAAUUAGGGACAGCUGUAUCAUGCAUCUAUACAGACUCACUCAUUCUCAAAAAUGUUACCGACUGGGACAUACCGCAAGUUACUGAUUUAAGUAAAUUGUAGCAUGCUGCAAGGGAAAAAGGCACUGACACACACAUAUAUAAAUCUAUAGGUGUGUUGGUGUA